Messenger RNA from Eriocheir sinensis (Chinese mitten crab), 2479 nucleotides. RefSeq names its product proclotting enzyme-like. Gene Ontology annotation, biological process: proteolysis. Bases 292 to 1761 code for a protein of 489 amino acids. The transcript has 10 exons. Lineage: Eukaryota; Metazoa; Arthropoda; Malacostraca; Decapoda; Varunidae. Gene Ontology annotation, molecular function: serine-type endopeptidase activity. The record is from RefSeq and is a predicted model, not a curated record.
CCCACUGUUUUAGAGACACAUGACACCCUUGUCUUCGUCACUUAAUGCCCAGUAUGUUAAUAGACUGAAGAUUUGAAAGACUCAGGUCCAAGUGUGGAGCCCUUCAGCACGCCGGCACCCGCGGCCCUGGAAGCCAGUGGCAGUGAAGGAGUUGCCGGGCCGCAGCUGGCCAGGCGGGGACCAACCAGACCAACCUGCCUGGACGGACGUAUCGGCGAGGCUGCUGAAGAAGCACGAGCACCUCACGACACGGUGUUGCGGCUGGCGCUCGGCACCCACAAGCACAAAAGGAUGCGUGGCGGAGUGCUGACGGUGGCGCUGGCGGUGGUGAUGGUGGUGGUGGUGGCGGAAAGCGCCCUCUCCGAUGACCUGCCCGUGGUGGGGACACUUGGUAUCAUCCAUGGCCUUGGCAAAAGAAGCGCCCGGCUGAAGAGAGCGAAACCGCCUAAGAACGCGAGCCCCAUCAACUGUCAUGCACGCCACAACAGGGGAAAACCAGAGUGCCAGGGUGGCGAGCCUCCCACAACCCGCCCGAGUGACGGAGUGUUGGCGCUCGCUGAGAACUUGCCGUGGAUAAUAGACGUGGCGAAGGGCGGCGAUGAGGUGGUGUUGAGCGAUUUGAGGGUGGGCAGUUUCCAGUUGGGGAUUGGGAAGGAGAACGUGAGUUUCCAGAGCUGCAGGACGCCCAAGCAGCAAGUGGGCGCCUGUCGCUACCUCCAAUACUGCAUCCUGCCGGAGUUCGCGCACAGCUUCACCGCCUACCUGCCCUACUCGUGUAUCAUCGAGGGCCGAUAUCUCGGAGCUUGUUGCCCAAUCAAGGAGUCUGCAGCGCUCGUCCUGGCAACUUCGCCCGUCACACCCAAGCCUCCUCCUCCUCCUCCGCCCCCGUCCCCAACUCAGCCUCCACCUCCUCCUCCGCCCCCGUCCCCAACUCAGCCUCCACCUCCUCCUCCGCCCCCGUCCCCCACUCAGCCUCCACCUCCACCACCACCCACUCCGUCAACGGGUCACGCGAGAGGUUGUGGGGUCCUCUCUGCCGCCGAUGUCACUAGGAUCGUGGGAGGCAAGCCAGCAGACAUCCGGGAGUGGCCCUGGAUCGCCGCCUUGCUCAGGAGAGGCGACACACAUUUCUGUGGCGGCACACUCAUCACGAACAGACACAUCCUGACGGCCGCCCACUGCGUCAAACCGUUUACCAUAAGCGACAUCACGGUGCGGCUCGGCGAGUACACUUUCGAAGCCAAAAAUGAGACCGCGCACGUCGACUUCGCAGUGUCGGCGGCGGUGAUCCAUGAUGGGUACGAGGAGGUAAACUACCACAACGACAUUGCCAUCAUCACCCUCGCGCAGUCCACAGAGUUCUCGGAUGACGCCUGGCCCGUGUGUCUGCCGGCCGGAGACGAAAGUUACCUCGGCAGGGAUGGAACAGUGGUUGGCUGGGGCACCACCUCCUUCGGCGGCCCCGUUUCCAACGUGCUGAUGAAGGUGACGGUGCCUGUGUGGACCAACGACGAGUGCAGCACCGCCUACUCCGACAAGAUCAUCACUAACAACCAGUUCUGCGCGGGCGGAAGAGAGGGGGGGAUGGACUCCUGCCAGGGUGACAGCGGCGGGCCCUUCAUGGUGCGGCAAAUUCGCGACCAGCGCUGGACCGUGGCGGGCGUGGUGUCGUACGGCCAGCGGUGCGCGGAGGCCCAGUACCCCGGCGUGUACACUCGGGUUGCUAACUACCUGACGUGGAUUAGAGACAACACGGCCUAGACUGUAUAGAGACGCCAUUACAUGUGCCUCCAUUACUGCUCUCUCUCUCUCUCUCUCUCUCUCUCUCUCUCUCUGCUUCCCUAUUCCUUUUCCUUGGUCUUUUUAUUCAUUUUUCUUCCUUUUCUCUUGUUUUUUCUUUGUUCCUUUAUUUCGUCAUUUUCCUUAUUUUAUUUUCUCCGUUUCUUCCUCUCUCUCUCUCUCUCUCUCUCUCUCUCUCUCUCUCUCUCUCUCUCUCUCUCUCUCUCUCUCUCUACCCCAAAAAAUGUGAGAAUAUGCUUAUGAACCUUAUUCUUAUUCUUGCACAAAGCUGUCCAACUAAAUAGCCUCUUCCAUUUAGCGUAACCCGUUUCUGGGUCGUGAUCUGUAGAGUCCCUCAUAGAGUCCCAACAACCUAAGAUUUGGACGCCAUUAUUGGCCCUGUGUUUUCGCCGCGCUUUUCAAACACUAGCACACGGUCUCGCGGCGAAGACAGGGCCAAUAAUGGCGUCCAAAUCUUAGGCUGUCGGGACUCUAUCUAUCAAGGGACUCUACAGAUCAUGACCCAGAAACGGGUUACGCUAAAUGGAAAAGGCUAUAAAAGACGUGUGUGUGUGUGUGUGUGUGUGUGUGAGCUCACCCCCCCCCCCCUCCCCGACAGGCAGACAGACUAAAAAACAGAUGCAGAUUCUAAUAAAUUAGUAAUGAAUUCACAAACAUGCAGCAAUAAAUAUAAAGUUUG